This is a messenger RNA of Cotesia congregata, 796 nucleotides long. The record is from the annotation of a GenBank genome assembly. Lineage: Eukaryota; Metazoa; Arthropoda; Insecta; Hymenoptera; Braconidae.
UACCCAACAAUUUCUAAUACCAGUUCAUACGGUAACGGUAUAGCUUUUUUGAGUGAUGAAAUUUUCUUCAAAUUUUCGAGAUGUCUUAAUCUCUCCUUAGCCUUUUUUAUCCUGGAUGGAAUGGAUAAUGAGUUAGCGGUACAUCAUCGUUAUCCCGGUAGUUUAUCAACUUAUCCCUCAAUUCAGGAUCUUCAAUACUUGACAGAAUAUCUGGAAUUGAAUAAUAACUUUCAUUUUCAGCAGCGCACAUCAGCAAUGUUUGAUUUGUACAGCUUAUAAUGUCUAAGUUGGCUCUUUUUAAAUAUUUAAUUAAUUCUGGUCUAUCAUAAAUAAUAGACCAUGCAACUAGUGGCAUUUUGUCACCAAAAUCGGAACACCAUUCUCUGUCCUUGCAGUGCUUUGAAAAAAUUUCCUCUCCAAAUACGGUAUCCACAUUUACAUUAGCUUUCACCAAUAAAUUUAGUUGAUGAGCUGUUUUUGAGUCUGAAGGCCAGGAUUCCAAUUCACCUAGUGGUUGAUAAAAACAAGCCAAAUGAAUGGGUUGAGUCCCGUCAGCAGCCAUUGCAUUGACAUCUGCUUUAUAAUCAUUAACUAGUAACUCCACCAAUUUAUCUCUAUUUUUCAUGCAUGCAACAUGCAAUGCUGUGAAUCCAGCAAAUUCUCCAGUUGUUAUUAUCGGUUGAUUUACAUCCAUUCCAUUUUCUAAUAACAAUUUAAGAUCUUCCAAUUUGUCUUCUUCGAUGGCUUGAUACAUCAGUGAGUUGCCAGCUGUUGUUGGAUUUAAGUCAAGAUCCAU